Messenger RNA from Neurospora crassa OR74A, 1044 nucleotides. RefSeq names its product methyltransferase. The coding region runs from base 1 to 1044 and encodes 347 amino acids. The transcript has 4 exons. NCBI's taxonomy places the organism in Eukaryota, Fungi, Ascomycota, Sordariomycetes, Sordariales, Sordariaceae. The record is from RefSeq and is a predicted model, not a curated record. Gene Ontology annotation, molecular function: methyltransferase activity.
AUGGAACAAGGUGCGGGCGUUAUCGAGCCGCUGGCCGAGGGCGAAUGGCAGAGCGGGGAGGAUACAGCCACCUCGGAUUAUGACCCAAGCAUAGCCGAGUCGCGAUAUGGCUCUCUUACAUCCAGCGUGAAUGACCACGUCUGGGAAUAUGGAAGGCGGUACCAUACGUUUCGCGAAGGAAGAUACCCGAUACCCAACGAUGACCUCGAGUACAACCGCGAGUACAUGCGGCAUGCCAUGCUCAAGGAGAUACUGGAAGGAAAACUAUUUAUUGCGCCGAUUGGAACUCGUCCCCAAAAGAUUGCCGAUCUGGGGACUGGAUUUGGCGAUUGGGCCAUCGAGAUGGGAGAGACUUAUCCUAGCGCCAAAGUAGUAGGCGUUGACUUGUCUCCAAUUCAGCCUGUCUGGAUUCCUCCCAAUGUCGAGUUUGUGGUAGACGAUAUCGAAGACGAAUGGGUACAAGACUCGGACUUUGACUUUAUCCAUUUGCGCUGGGUCAGUAUAACGCUCAAAGACAACGAAACGCUAUUCCGGAGAAUAUUUGAGAACCUUAAGCCUGGCGGCUGGGUUGAGUCCGUAGAAGUGAAGCCGCGCGUUUUCAGCGAUGAUGACACGGUUAAACCUGAUCACGCGCUGUUAAGAUUUUAUGAUCUUACGCGCGAGGUGCUCUCAACCAGAUACGGAUUCCAGGUUGAAAUCGCCCAUCGCAUCUCCGAGUUGAUGCAAAGAAUAGGUUUCAUCAACGUGCGGGAAAUCGUCAUGAAGGUACCGGUGGGUGAGUGGCCCAGGGACCAGCAUCAGCGCAUCAUAGGGCGGCUCAUGAAGGAGGUAAGCAUGGAUCUAUGUGUUGCCAUGUCGGCCAGGCCGUUUAUCGAAAACGGAAUGGAGGAGAAGGAGAGAGAGGAACUCCAAAGCAGUGUGAAGGCUGUGCUGAACGACCGGCGAGUCCAUGCGCAAUUGCCGGUAUACUUCAUAGUAGGCCAGAAGCCGCCAUUGAGCGCGCAUCCGAGUACAACGAGUUUCGGCAGUAGUCAGCAGACAUAG